This is a messenger RNA of Parastagonospora nodorum SN15, 1043 nucleotides long. RefSeq lists its product as hypothetical. Gene Ontology annotation, biological process: DNA-templated transcription. Gene Ontology annotation, cellular component: RNA polymerase I complex; RNA polymerase III complex; RNA polymerase II, core complex. Gene Ontology annotation, molecular function: DNA-directed RNA polymerase activity; DNA binding. Bases 1 to 834 code for a protein of 277 amino acids. NCBI's taxonomy places the organism in Eukaryota, Fungi, Ascomycota, Dothideomycetes, Pleosporales, Phaeosphaeriaceae. The record is from RefSeq and is a predicted model, not a curated record. The transcript has 3 exons.
AUGCCAAGAGCCAUCUUGAAGCGGCUCCAGAACAAUUUCUUUGACGCGACAAGCUCAUUCACGACUUUGCGACAGCCACCAGACCGACCGGAAACUCCACCCCGACCACUAGCACACUGCCCGACAACCAUGGAUGAGCCCAGGUACCAGCCGAGUCUGAUUCGCAUGUGGAGGGUCUGGCGGACGGCCAAGGAGAUGAUGUACGAGCGGGGCUACAAUGUCCUGGAUGAGGAGAUGACCAUGUCGCUCGAGGCAUUCGCCGACAAGUACGCGCGCGAAGACGGAGAACCAGACCGCUCACGCCUCAACUUUUCCUCAACACCCUCCGAAGAAAUGCUCAUCAAAUACACGCCCAUGCCCACGAAGAAAGAGCCAAAUCCCGUACCCGCCAUCGGCACCAUAUGGUGCGAAUUCAACGCCGACGAGGCCGUCGGUCUGAAGCAACUGCGCGACUUCAUGAACCACCUGGGCAGCGGCUCCUUCUACUCCGGCAUCAUGGUCACCGUCAAGCCCAUCACCGGCAUGGCCAUCCGCCUCCUGCGCGGCGCGUCCAACCUCAGCGACGGCCCCAAGGGCGGCAUCGAAGUCUUCGUCGAGCAAGACCUCCUCGUCAACAUCACAAAGCACGAAUUGGUCCCCAAGCACGUGCUGCUCAGCGCGGAAGAAAAAGCCCAGCUCCUCACCCGCUACCGCUUGAAGGAGACGCAAUUGCCGCGUAUCCAGUCCACAGAUCCCGUCGCCAAGUUUCUGGGCCUGAGGAGAGGCUCCGUUGUGAAGAUUAUUCGAAAGUCAGAAACGGCCGGGCGGUACGCGAGUUAUCGAUGGGUCAUUUGAGCGGCUUUUUUUUAUGCAGAAAAGGGCAAAAGCAUUAUCUGGCGCGGCGUUUUUGGGCGAACAUGGAACGGGAAGAGAUCAAUUUGGCAUUUUGCGGGAACAAGCUCUAAGUGGCUUGAUGACGCAGAAACUUUGUAUACCAAUAAUUCCAACGUUUAUUGUGCUUUUGGACUCGUAAUGCUCUUUUCGAGUACGAGACGCAGCCACAA